This is a messenger RNA of Myotis brandtii (Brandt's bat), 2122 nucleotides long. It is a transcript of the gene ANHX, whose product is annotated as anomalous homeobox. NCBI's taxonomy places the organism in Eukaryota, Metazoa, Chordata, Mammalia, Chiroptera, Vespertilionidae. Gene Ontology annotation, molecular function: DNA-binding transcription factor activity, RNA polymerase II-specific; RNA polymerase II cis-regulatory region sequence-specific DNA binding. Gene Ontology annotation, biological process: regulation of transcription by RNA polymerase II. Gene Ontology annotation, cellular component: transcription regulator complex; nucleus. The transcript has 9 exons. The coding region runs from base 18 to 1601 and encodes 527 amino acids. The record is from RefSeq and is a predicted model, not a curated record.
ACGCAGCCCAGCCCAGGAUGCAGAGUUUCCUGAAGCUGCUGCGGGAGAGUGGAGGCACCAGGCCAUCUGUGGAGGAUCUGGUGAGCUUCGCGGGCAUGCUGUGCCGGGACCUGCAGGACGACCUCACCCAGGCACAGCCCUUGGUCACGGCCGUGCUGGAGAGCCAGCUCCGCCUGUACCUCCUGGGCAACAAGGACGUGGCGCUGGUGUGCGCCCGCGUGCUGGCCCAGCAGGAGCAGCACGAGGCCGCCUGCCGGCUGUUGGAGGGAUGCUGGGUGCCAGGAGGCAGUCAGGAGCUGGUGCAGCUCUGGAAUGACAUUCACUACCAUUUGGUCAUGAAGAGGCGGGGCUUGGACACGCUGACCUCAGUGCAGAAGUUCCGCUGCAGGAAGAGGAACCCGCCACCCCCCUCCCUCUGCCCUGAGGGACUGAAGAGCCGCAACUUCCCCAGGGAGGUUCGCCAGAAGUUGAAGAACUUCGCCUCGGGUGUGAGCAGCAGCCCCAGCAAGGCCGAGCGGGAGGCCCUGGCUGUGGAGACCAGCCUCACCGUGGAGCAGGUCUACAACUGGUUCGCCAAUUACCGCCGGCGCCAGAGGGCGGGUCUCCAGUGUUUGGAGCCGCAGCCCUCAGGCCACCGCCACCCCGGCUUCGUGGGUGGGCACCCACCUCAGUGGGCAGGAGGUGAGGAGAAUGGGCCAGCUCGAACCCUGGUGACUACUCAAGGGCUUUGGCAGCCUCCGGCCCUGGCCUUGGACGUUUCUGGAGACGGGACAAUGCCCGAAUCACUGACUCCCAGGUACUGUCAUUCCCACGGUCUGUUCUCCUUGUUUAGCUUCCCCACCGUCAGCAGGAUACCAGGGGGGAAUGAGCAUGGGCGUGCUGGGCCAGCUGGGACCAGGUCUGCGAGGGCUGUGGCCACAGGAGUGCGGGCGCUCUUGCCAGGAGCCCAGGUCAGGGACCCUGCACUUGGCGGUGAGAUGUAUCCGGAGGGGCCUGGCCGUGACCCAUCCACUCUCCCCGCCGUCUACCCUGACCCUGGCUUCGCUGGGCUGGCUGCCCGCAGCGACUUGCUGGACCCUUCAGCUGCGCCCAAGCCCUGGCUGGUGUCCCUCACACUGGCGUCCUCCAGGGACGCUUCCGUUCAGACUGAACAGCUGGUGCACAGUCACGGGCUGCACUUCUGGAUGCCCCCUUCGGACACUUCUAUGUCGGUGUCCAUUUCCACGGUUGCCGAGCCCAGCUCCACAGCCCGUCCCUUCUGCAUGACCUUCUCGCUGCACGUGUCCUCCAUGAGCCACUCUGGUGCACUAUCCCCCCCCCGCCCCCGAGCCAUGUGCUUGUCGUGUCCCAUGGGCCCCUUUGGUCGCUGUGCCCUGAGGUCCCUCAGGGAGGAGAUGGGUCUGAGGGUCUGGCCCACGGGGAGCUCCUGCCUCCCGGAGCUGGCUCCUACCCCGUCGACCUUUCCCGGGCCUGUGCCUGCUGGGCAGCUGAGCGAGCCCCUGCCGUCCAACCAGGUGCCGUGGUCUGACAGCCAGGCCUCCAGCGAUGCCUUCUGGGUGGCCAGGAUGCUCCUUGAGCUUUCGGGGGGCAACAUGGGCUGAGCUGCCCCCGGGAGCCAGGCCAGCAUCUCAGGGAAGACGGGUGUGGACAUUCGACCGUUCAGUACAAGUUCCAGAACCUCAUCCUGAUGAAGAGAGGAGGUUCCCGCGUUCCCUGGGGGCUCUGCUGGGAGGUGUGUGCGUCCCUGGUCCACGCCAUGUUUAUGCAGUUGUUUGGCAGCUCCCGAUGUUGGAGGAAGCGUUUGAGAAAUGUUUAUGGAUCCCCAGUCGAAGGGGUGUGUUCCACUCAGGCCAUGGCAGACGCUAGGGCCACCCCUGAGCAGUUGUGGGCAGGAGACUGUUCCCCUGCCGGCCACCCUCCUGCCCGCCCUGCGCCAGGCCAGACUCCCCGUGGUGAGUGGGAUGUGAAAGCGUGUUGUCAAUUCUGUGCCUGUGGUGCUUCUCCAAGUGGCGUGGGGUGUCCCAGGAGGGUGGCGGGUGCCUUUCAGUCUAAGCUUGUAAUCCGUUAUGUUUGCCACAUGUUCUGUUCAAUUACAUUAAAGUUUUAUGCUCUGGACGCCUUG